UACAUCUCCUGUUUCCGGAGGAAGUUGCAUUUGUAGCCCUAUCUUUGGCCCUUACCCUUUGACUUCAAUGGCGGCUCGUGUGGUGUUGCAGCAAUGUCUUUCGGCUCGGCUGCAGGUGAAGCCGGCAGAAGAAGGCACAGCGGCUGAAUACGUUCAGAUAGAAAGGGGGACGUUGAUCUACGUUUGUUUUUUUAAAGGUGCAACCGUAGACCUAAUCCCCAAAAUGUUUAAAUCGUUGCUGAAUGUGAGACUCUGUGAGGAUAAUGAAGGUAAUCACGUGUCUGUGCUGGAUCUACCGGCUAAUGUUCUCAUCAUACCUCAGGCUACUUUGGGUGGUAAACUCAAGGGACGGGCCAUGCAAUACCAUGACAAUAUUGGAAAGGAGGAUGGCAAAGAGCUUUUUGCACAGUUUGUAGCUCACUGCGAAAAAGAAUUGGCCUCGAACAGUAAAUGUGCUGAAGUUGGAGUUGUGGUCAAACAUGGAACAUACGGAAGUCGACAAGUGUUGCAAAUCGACACCAAUGGCCCAUAUACACACUUGAUUGAAUUUUAAAUCAAUUCUGUCAUUUUUAAAAUAUUAUUUAAAUGUGGGCACAAGAAACUACAGAUGCUGUUUUUUUUUAAAAAGCACAAAGUGCUGGAGUGAUUCUUUACAUACCUGACCAGUCUGAAGGAGGUCCUGACCCAAAACAUUGCCUAUCCAUGUUUUAUAGAAAUGCUGCCUGAGCCGCUGAGUUACUCCAACAUUUUAUGUCAUUAUUUAAAUGUGCGUUAUUUUAUCUCAACAGUUUAUUUUCUUUUUAAGAGCAGCUACUGAGAAAUUGAUUAUCCAUAGAAUUGUGCACUAUCAUUCAGGGUGGAAAUGGCAUUCUGGUGUGUGGAUUUAAUACCACCCUGUUGAAUUUUCCUUUGGCAAUUUCUGGAACAUGAUUGAAAUAUUUAUUUAGAAGUAAGCUUUGCAAGUAUUAUAAGAGUAACUGCACACCGCCCAGUCACACUCCUACAUAAUCUGUUUCCUUUGACGAAUGAUCAUACGUGUGGGAAAGUUGAUGACAUUAUUUUUUACGGUACUUCAAGUAGGAAAUUAAAGUAAGGGUUUUUUUCUGCACUGUUUCAAAGAGAUUUCUUUAAAAAAGAUUUUGCUCUGUUCAAAGACAGUGUUGUGGAAAGAUUCAAUUGCAUGAGUCUAUAGUUGGGUAAAAUAGUGAUAUUUCAUUGCCACCUGCUGAAAAGAAAGUCCCAUUCACCUAAGGAUGCAGUCUACACAUGCAUUCUGAUCAGAUCAGCCACUUCUAAUGUCACAUCCCCUUUGUGAUUAUAAUGUACAUUGGAGAUGCCUUGUCAUUUCUAAGUGGCGUUGGCUUUUGUUAUUUGUGUCUCUAGAUCGUUUAUGUCCUGAAGGCCUGUUAUUCCUAACCACAUUCCAUAUAUUUACCACUUAGUUCCUCAAACCUGUCGCUUCUCCCUGCAGAGAUGUUUUGAAAGCAAGCCAGUGUUUCCUUUUAUCUUCCCCCAUGUACUGUCUUUCAGAGGAGGGGCUGCUCAUUUCUAUUUCUCUUUGUAGACUAUCAGUGUCAAUAUUUCUUGCUCUGUUACCUUGGCUAUUCCAUAGCCUACGUAGUCUGCAAAUGGCAAUUAGCUUUUGACCCAUGUAUCUGUCUUUGUUGCUGUACAUGUCCCAGUGCUGACACAAAUGCCUCAUGGCUAUGAGCUUUACUACAAACCCCGCAUCAUCCUGUGAAGUCUUGACUUCAAGAGAACAUUUCAGAGGGCUGUUCCUUAUUUGUACUGCUGCACUUGUUAGCUUAUCUACACUAAGUCUGAUGUGCACAGAAAUGUACUUCUCAUUUAUUUUGUAUUUUUACAGAAGUUGCUGGAGAUUGCAAAGUUGCAACAAGUUUCUAGAACUUGCAGCAGCUAUGGCGGCAGAAGGCAGGUUAUGUUUUAACUGGUCUGCUCGAAAGGUUAACUGUUUUUUAUUCGUGGCAGAUGCUGCCUGAUCUACUAUUUCCAGCUUCUGCAGUUGUCAAUUCUUUGCUUAUUUGUUUAAAUGUUCUUCCUACAACUGACAUUUUAAGUUAAUUCAUUGCCUGAGAUACCUUUUGGAAUUGCUGCACAGUUGUACAAACACACAUAUACACAUCUGAAGAAGGGUCCCGACCUGAAACGUAUCCUAUCCAUGUUGUAGAAGGAUCCCAAAACAAAGUGUCACCUGUCGUUGUUCUACAGAGAUGCUGCCUGUCCCGCUUUGUGUCAUUUUUACACGCCUAUACAAGUGUAUCUGCGUUUUGAAUAAUGCUUCUUGAUAAUGAUUUCUUUGAAUUGUAAGUUCUUAUUAAAGGUUCUGCUGUCUUUUUUCACUCAUAUGAGAUUGUUUUGUAUGUGGUUUUAAGAUACUGGUUACCAGAGUCAGUCAAGUUGAAAUCCAUUUAGGUUUUGAUGUAGAAACAAGGAACUGUAGAUGCUGGUUUACAGAAAAGGACAGAAAGUGCUGGAGUAACUCAGCGGGUCAUGAAGCAUUUCUGGGUCGGGACCCUUUUUCUAACCAGAAGGGCUAACAUCUGGAGGAGAGUCCCAAUCUAUCCAUGUAAGUUUUGAUGUGUCUGUUUUCCUGGUUCAAGAUGGGUAAGUGCAUGCACAAAAUGGUAUUUGGGUUCUUAUUUUAUACCAGAGGUUUUUCAUAUUGACGAUGGUUUUUCCACGGGUAUCCGGAGCUUGCCCAGAAUAGGUGUUGGACUACAUAGGAUUAGGUUUAUUACUGUCACUUGUACCAAAAGUUUUGUUUUGCAUGUUAUCCAAAUAUAUACCAUACAUAGAUACAUUGUGUAAUGAGGACUGAUGCAUAUUUGCGGCCACCUUUGCAAAAUUAGGUCACACGGACAUCUGAAGAAGGGUCUCAACCCGAAUCAUCGCCAAUUCCUUCUCUCCAUAGAUGCUGCCUCACCCACUGAGUUUCUCCAGCAUUUUGUGUCUACCUUCGAUUUUACCAGCAUCUGCAGUUCUUUCUAAAUGUUGGUUUCUGUAAGUGCUUGGCAUCCAAAUCAAUAGAAACCAACCUGCAGAGAGACAAGUUCUAUAAUGUUUAUUGACCUCAUUAUGGAGUUUUAUUUGGUAUUACUUGUAGAGAAAUAACAUGGAAACAGACUCUUCUGUCCACCAAGUCCAUGCCAACCAACGAUCACUAAUUCAUGCAAGUUUUGUUAUCCCACUCUCUCAACUCCAUACAUGCAAGGGACCAUUUACAGUGGCCAACUUGCCUACACACUCACUCCUCUUUGGGUUGUGGGAGAGGAAAUCCACAUAAUGAUAGGGAGAACAUACACAUUUCAUAGAGACACACCUGAGGGCAGGAUGGAACGGAGGUCUCUGCCUCUAUGAGGAAGCCGCUCUACCAGUUGUGCCACUGUGCUGCCCUGAGUUAUGAGAAACAGCAAUUUGCCAAGUGAACUGCUUAAUUGCUUCUAUCACAUUGUCUUCUGUUCUCACAUGAAGUACAGAGCCAGCAAGUUACCCCUGGAAAUGCAAUUGGAACCCAAAGUUCAUGGCUAGUAAGAGAUGAGGUUGUUAGACCAAUUUAGCUUUAGACCCAUGCAAAGUAUGCUGCAUGAAGUUUCUGCUGGGUAUGAUUCAAUUAUUUCAGUCCCUUAUCUUGAAAAAACUGCUGAAUUGGUGUCUUGAGACUGCAGCCACUGAUUCGGGGAUAUUGAUUGUUUCUUUGUAAGACAACCAUAUACCGGUAGUUAUUUAUGUUCUCUUACUAAUAUUUGAGUAUUUAUAAUCGUUCCAAACAAAGGUGACACUUGACAUUCCAGCAGAUGGGUUGAGAUGUGGGAAUAGGAUUGAAAAUAAUAAACUAGAAUCACUUUUAUGAAUAUUUAUUUGGUGAUUCUUAGUUUGCAAGUACACUUUAUUCAAUUUCUAAACUAUUAACAUAAAGUCACUGCAUUAAAAAUUAACAGUGACAUUAUGAAUUCAAAUCAAUGAGAUUAAUCCAAAGGAUGCUUUGCUGGUCUAUGUGAAUGGAAAAAUUAAUAAAUUGAAAACCAACAAUUAUAAAGAUAAAUAGAAUUGAUGUUCACGAUUUCAAUAUGUGUAUCAGUUUCAUGUCGGUGCAAUGAAAACAAUUAUUGCCAUAUUUAAUGUUUUGGGUAAUGGAAGAAAUGUGUAAAGCCAACAUUUGAAAUAAAAUUAUACUUGAAAUGUU
Molecule: messenger RNA, 4204 nt
Organism: Amblyraja radiata (thorny skate)
Lineage: Eukaryota; Metazoa; Chordata; Chondrichthyes; Rajiformes; Rajidae
Gene: dtd2
Product: D-aminoacyl-tRNA deacylase 2
Exons: 3
Coding region: 68-553 (161 amino acids)
Biological process (GO): tRNA metabolic process
Cellular component (GO): cytoplasm
Molecular function (GO): D-tyrosyl-tRNA(Tyr) deacylase activity
Source: RefSeq, a predicted model, not a curated record